AUGAAGGUCAUCGCCAUUCUGUCGCUCGUCUCGCUCGCCUUUGGCAGCGUCGUUGAGAAGCGCGAGUGUGCCGGCAACAACUGCAACCGUGCCAUCACCGGAGUCCAGGACCGUCCUGCUCCCCUCUCGGUCCGCCAGGCCGACUGCUCCAGCUUCCAGACCACCACCGUCACCCCCGCUGCCACCACCGUGACCGUGACCGUCGAGGCUGAGGGCACCGCCGUCAUCAAGCGUGACGCCAUUCUCGAGAUCCGCCAGGCCACCUCCAACGUCAAGCCCACCUACGCCACCGCUUGCUCAUCUGACGCCGCCUACGCUUCGGCCUGCAACUGCUGGGGCAUCACCUCUGCCGUCACCACUGCCCCUACCCCUACCGUCACCGUCACCAGCACCAUCGACUACUGCGAGGACUUGUAA
Pyricularia pennisetigena is the source of this 417-nucleotide messenger RNA. RefSeq lists its product as uncharacterized. The record is from RefSeq and is a predicted model, not a curated record. The coding region runs from base 1 to 417 and encodes 138 amino acids. Lineage: Eukaryota; Fungi; Ascomycota; Sordariomycetes; Magnaporthales; Pyriculariaceae. The transcript is spliced from 2 exons.